Gastrolobium bilobum is the source of this 3935-nucleotide messenger RNA. RefSeq lists its product as uncharacterized. The transcript has 17 exons. Bases 1 to 3606 code for a protein of 1201 amino acids. Lineage: Eukaryota; Viridiplantae; Streptophyta; Magnoliopsida; Fabales; Fabaceae. The record is from RefSeq and is a predicted model, not a curated record.
AUGCAUUUUCCCGCACAAAAAACAACUCCACACAGCGAGAGAGAGAGAGAGAGCAAAAAAAUUGCGACAAUGGAACCUUCGAACAACACCGAAACCGAAGACGAGACCAUCGCGCUCAAGAGGAAGAGGGCACGCCGCGUGAGCUUCGCCGACAACGAGAUUACCUCCGUCCACGUCUUCCGCCGCGACGACACCUCCUCCUCCUCCUCCCCCUCCGACGACGACGGCGAAGUGGUGGAUGGCAGAGAAUCCUUCCUCCGGCCAAUUGGCACCCCCUCUCCCGGUGGUAGUAGCACCACCGCCGACGACGGCGAUGCAGAGGAUGAUUUUCAUGGUCCCAUUUCGGCUUGUUUCAUUAGACCUGAACGCUUGUCUGAUUCUGGUGCAUCUGAUGAUGUUACUUUGGACUCAACAAUGUUCUCAUUGCAUUAUCGGAGUCUUGCUCGUUCCGAUUCAGGGGAUCUCAAGACGCCUUCGAGUUUUGGCAUGGAAACGCCCAGUGAAAGUUGCAGCCUCCCGGGAAGUUUCAUGGAACUCACCAAGGCUAAUAAGCAGUCUCAUGUGCCUGCUGAUGCGGCGGCAAGUGGCGGCAGAGACUCGAAUGACAUGAGUGUUGAAGGAGAACGUCCUCAGAGCUAUGGUUAUGAUGUAUUAUCUCCUGCAUUGGGUGCAAUUUUGGCAGAGGGAAGCAAGGAUUUGUCUGCUGUCUUGCCAUUACAUUUCAAGGCCGCAGAUUCACCACAUAUAAAUGAUAUGUCAGUUGCUGCUCCAGCUCCCGAUUCUUCAUUUAAGGAAAUUAAGGAGUUUGCUAAUGAUGCAACUGUUCCGGUUCCUAAACAAUUAGGCUUUGGCAAUGCUAAUAGAGGAACCCCACAAAAGAUGGAUGAAGGCUAUCAGUUAAAUUUGUCAGCUCAGUUUGAACUUGGUUAUAGCAAAGGCCAGGUAACUGAAAGUAAUCCUAAAGACAGAGGACAAUUGUCUGACUCCAACCAUAAGUCUGAUAAAGUAAAUGGAAAUCCAAUACAUGGGUUUACACCAUUGUCGUUUGCUGGAAGAAAACAAUUAUUUAUAGGUUCUCCUGAUUCAUCUAGAUAUACUGGAAAUAUAACUUCUCCCUUAAAGAAAUCUGAUUUGUUUGUGCCAGAGGUAUAUGUCACACAUGGUGCCACUCUGUCAUCGAUACGUAAUAGCAUUUCAAAGUUGCAAGCUCUUGACAGUACUCCCAGCACGUCAACUCUCAAAGAAGGAAUUGAGAGAUUGAAAUGUAGGUUGUCAAAAUAUUCUCCUGGGACUUCUCUUUUUAAUGAAAAAGAUCAUGAGCACAAGCAAGUUGAAACUCUCCAUGCUCCUGUGAAGGAGCAUCUGUUUAGUUUAACUCUAGAGAAUGACAUUCAUCAAGGUUUGCUCAACACUGAUGAUCAUGGAAUUGAGCCUUUUAGAAAUAUUAGCAAUUUAAGUCAAAAUGAAGAGACUGUAGACACCAAAAAGGAUGAGGAAAACUCUAAUUUGAUUUCUGCUGAUGUUUCUUACAAUGUAAAAAAUCCCAAGCCUGUGGAAAUGACAUCUUCUCCCUCGCAGAUGACUCAUUUAACCCGAGUGAUAGAUUUUGACCUGGCAGAUAGCGCAGAUGUGAAAAGAAAGGAUGAAAUUCUAAUUGUUACUCAUGAUAAACGUUUUUCUUCCCCUGUGAAAUCAUUUGACCAGAAUUUAUCGCCAUAUGUAGAAGGUCAAAGUUAUUGCCAUGGUGAGUUGAAACUGCUGGAUAAGCAGAAUGAAUGUGUUUUUAGUGGUAUAGGGCAAGCAACUGAAUGCAACACACAAGCAAUAGCUAACAAAUUGGAGUUGUCUGGUUUUAGAAGCAGUGAACAGCUUAGCUCACCUUUUGAGGUUGCACAGUUCAACGAAUUUGCUAAGAGUGCAUCAAAGAGAAAAUCGACUGAAAGUCCUGCUAAGAGAGUUCUAGUUCUGAGCACUCCUAUCCAAGAAGCAACUACUCUGUUGCCUUCCCUGCAAGAGCCUCCCAGCGAAUUGCUGCACAAUAAUAUGCAAGACAUGUCCAUCAAGGGAAACUCAGAUGGUCAUGAUCUUGAUAACAACUACCGUCUGGCACUCCAAGUAGCUCAGAGCUCUCUUACCAAAUCUGGUAUUGAGAUUCCUUCUGGGAAGAAAAGAAAAGGUGUUGAGAUACUAAGUGGAGACAAUAUAGAUAUAAUGGGGAGGAUUGACAAAAGUCUAGAGGUUCAUAAAAGUGAGAAUAGUGACCUACAGUUAGUUUCUGAGCAAACUGGUUAUAUGACAAGUGAAAGAGAGAAGCUUGAAGAUCAGACGUGGAAUGAUUGGGAUCAUAUUCUAAAAAAUUUCUUAGGGAGCACAAAACAGUUGCUUUCUCCAUCAGUUGAUAAGCUAAAUUUGAGAUUGAUUGGCAUGCUGGAAGAUACUUUGGUUCAUCGGCAGAAAGUUAAGAAAUGUGAGAUUAUUUGUUCUGAAAUUCAAUCUCAGGAAAUAAUGGAUCUUGUGAGUAUUCCUAGACAUAAAAGAGUUGUGGAAACAAGAAUGUUGCUGUUUAAGAUAGCGUAUGAGAAGGCAAAAUUACAAUUAAUGCAUAUGAAGCAUGAGAGAUUACUGAAAAAAGUACAAAGUUUGAGUACUUGUCUCGAAGAGGCUCAGAUGAAGUUAAAUUUCAUCCCAUGUUCGUCUAAGAGUGGGGCAAUUGACACUCAUGUUGAUGAUAGUUAUAUCCGUAAUAACUUGUUUAAUUCCCAGGGAAAAUGUCAGGUUUCUGGCAAAAAAGUGAUGGAAAUGAGGCAGGAGCUUGAAACUUUGGACGGGAAAGCAAAAUCUUCAAGUGAAUUCUUAUAUAGUUACUGCAAGAUGGUGGGGGAUAGAAGCUUUUCCGACACCAUAAAAUCUGUUGCUGAUUAUUUGCAGAAGAGAAUGUCUCGCCAGUUUAUAUUCCAGAAUUUGAAGUUGUGGGAUAUUGAUGAUUUUGAGCAUAAGGAUGGUUGUUACAGAGUUCUUCUCAACUAUUGUGGUUAUAUCAUCCAAAGGUUCACAGUAAAUGCUGGCCUAUCCAGCGUAAGAAUAUCGAAUAACUUAAAUGAUGUGAACAUUGUGAAGACCUUUCCAGAGAUGGAUGCUUUUUCUGCAUUUGAGUUUGUCUUUAAUUCUUAUACCACUAAGCAAUUCACUGGUUCAAUAACUAUGGCACAAGAAACACAGAUAACAAGUUCACUUCUAAGUAAUUUGCUAGAUGUGAUUGAGGAGGUUCAAUUAGCUCGGAUAGAGAUUAGAAAUUUGGUCCAGGCAAAGUUCUAUCCUCAUUCAGUUCAGCAGCUUCGUUUGCAGCUAUCUUUCGUUGACUUUAGUAGUGGGAGGAAGGUGGAAGUGACGCUUGAUAUGACAAGCUUAAAAUGUGGGGCCUAUCCUGUAGAUCUCCUUCCAUCUCAAAUAUAUGAUCCUGCUCGUGGGGAACAACAGCCUCUGCCUUCGUCGCUUGUAGAUGAAAUAAGAACUGCAGUUGAGAGUGUGAAAGUUGGGUAUUCAAGAAUUAUUAGGCUUUGUCGGCGUAUUUCCCAGGUAGUUCAGGCUUGCACUCAAAGAAGUUGAUGAACAAUUUUUGCUUAUGAUUGCUUUCCAUUGUUGUCAAUUUUGGUUUUGGGUGGAUUCUCCAUUAUAGCUUUACCUUGUAUAUUUUCACGUCAUGGUGUUGCUACAAAUGGAUGAGUAAUUCACAUGCAACAUAAAAAAAAUUCGGACUAUAAUCCAAUGGAUAAUGCUGCAAGAAGCUCGAGACUUUUAUGUUUUGGUUGAAUCAGUUUUUUGAGUUCUGUGUAACUUUACUUUUUUUUUUUUUUUUUAAAAGCCUGUGCUUUAGAGACUCAGCUCUUUGUAUUGUAGCACUGCCCGUAUUCAAUCUUGCGUGACAGUAAUGCAGU